Amblyraja radiata (thorny skate) is the source of this 5681-nucleotide messenger RNA. RefSeq names its product sprouty homolog 4 (Drosophila) (gene spry4). The coding region runs from base 409 to 1386 and encodes 325 amino acids. Gene Ontology annotation, cellular component: membrane; cytosol. The record is from RefSeq and is a predicted model, not a curated record. The transcript has 3 exons. Gene Ontology annotation, biological process: negative regulation of fibroblast growth factor receptor signaling pathway; animal organ development; negative regulation of MAP kinase activity. Lineage: Eukaryota; Metazoa; Chordata; Chondrichthyes; Rajiformes; Rajidae.
CGAGAGCGAAAAAAAUUGCAUUUCACAGAAAGCGGGGCUGAUGGACGGCGCAGAGCUGGAGACUCCGCAGUGUAUCCAUGAUUCAGCCACUGCCUCCACUGUGAAUCUACAAAAGCAACGGUUGCAUCUGCUCUACUCCCCAUGCUCAACAGUGCAGCGGCGGGGUUAUUAAGUUUACGUCUUUUAUUUUUGCAUUUGCUGUUGAUUUAAUGUACCAUUGAAGAAAAUACUACCCGCCCGACCGCUGCCAAAGGUUUCAUUCACAAACUUACGCAGAAUCCGGCACUGUGCGCCCUCACGCCGAGCGGCACUGCAUCUACAAAGCAGCGCAGCCAGCCCCUUAUUGCACCUGGGUGUUAGCGGAGCUUGUUAUUAUUCUAGGGACGUUGAAAUGAGAAAACCAGCUGUAUGCAUAAAUAUUGUACACUGAAAAGGACUCAUUUUAAAGGGGUUGAAAUUCUGAGUGAGGACCAAGGAGGAUUUAAUCAAAUGGAUUCCCGGGUUUCCCUGGGGAAUGCGGGAAGUCCCGCGUCCGUGUUUCAGCCGCUGCUGGAGGGCCGCUUGCCAUACAGCAGAUUGCAACACACGACAAUCUUGCCCAUGGACCAAAUGAAGCCCAAUCACCUGGAGAACGAUUACGUGGAGAACCCGAUCAUCGCCCAGCCCAGCAGCAAGACCCCGAGCGGCCAGGACAGCGCGGGGAGCAGUCACCGCGACCUGGGCUGCGACCACCACCAACUCUCCGGCCACAGCAGCCUGUCGUGGGACUCGCAGGGCGACAGACCCGGCUCCAUCAGCAGCAGCAGCAGCACUUCCUCAGACCAGAGGCUGUUGGACCAUGCCGCCCCUCCCUCGGUGGCCGACCAGCGAGCCGCCGUGCAGUCGCAGCCCAUGUCGUCUUGCCCCAAGUCGGUCGAUCUGAAAAGCAGCUCGCAGCGCCUGGAGGCUGGCAAACACAUGUUGCUGUGCGAGGGCUGCGGGAAGUGCAAGUGCACCCAUUGCACCUCGCCCAGAACCCUUCCCUACUGGUGGGUUUGCAACCAGAGAUGUCAGUGCAGCCCGCAGGACAUGGUGAAUUACAUCACUUGCAUGUGUCUAGUCAGAGGGACUUUCUACCACUGUACCAACGAGGACGAGGAUGGAUAUAGCGCCGACCACCCAUGCUCCUGCUCCCACUCUAACUGCUGGGCACGCUGGUGCUGUAUGGGGACCAUGUCUGUGUUCUUGCCUUGCUUACUCUGCUACCUGCCCGCCACUGGAUGCGUCAAACUGACACAAAAGUUUUAUGACACGGUGAGACGGCCCGGCUGCCGCUGCAAGAAUUCCAACAGUGUGUAUUGCAAGGUGCCCGAAGCAUCGAGUUGCAACGGGGACAAGCCUUCGUGAUACAUGGAGCAGGCGGUGUGCUUGACAGAAUCGUCCUUCACAUUCCCUACUUUACUGGUCCAGUCCUUUGCAAGAUUCCCCCCCCCCCCCCCCCCCCCCCACAAAAGAAAACACAUGGUCUGUUCAAUACCGAGUGUGGGCAAAAGGUUUCCUGUUGCUUUUUGAAAUGGACAUAAUAUAUAAUUAAAUGAAGCUUUUCCGAAGCAGAUAAAUAUUGGGUUUUCAAAAGUUCUUUAGCCAUUCAUGUCUUUACUCCUGAUUCUUGGAGGAUGUUCCACUGAGAAACUAAGGGGUUCUUUGUUUCAUUUGAGCUUGUUGUUGAUGUGAUGGUGGAGGGGGAGGGGGGUGGAGUGUGUGGGGUGGCAAGGAGUUGGGGGUGAAUGGGCAAAUUUCAAACCAUUCAUGUGACUACCUCUAAAUCCUACCAUGUAGUAUAUUGACUGAGACCAAUUGAUAAUGUCACCAUUAUGCUUUGCUUUAUAUAUAUAUGUAUGUGUGUAAGAAAGAACUGCAGAUGCUGGUUUAAAUUGAAGGUAGACACAAAAUGCUGGAGUAUCUCAGCGGGUGAGGCAGCAUCUCUGGAGAGAAGGAAUGGGCGACGUUUUGGGUCGAGACCCUUCUUCAGACUGAUAUAUAUAUAUAUAUAUCUUGUACAGAAUUUAGCCAGACACAUUUUUAUGUGUCCCAAGGUUAUAGAAGCAUAUUUUGUCUUGGAAUGCCAUUAAUUGCUAAUAUCCUCCUAAAUAUUCCAGAUUACACAAACCCCUCAUCAGACCGGAUUUAAAAAAAAUCCAUGUUGUGCCAAAAUAAUCUGAUAUAAGGGCAUUUAAAGCAAAAUUAGCAGAAUUAUAUUCACUGCUAAAUUCAGUGUACUAUUUGAUUGACAAUGGUACUCGUGAAUGAUGUCAUAAUAAAAUCUUGCUAGACACUUUAGAUUGGAAUCUUGAAGCAAUAUAGUAACAUAUUUUUGUGUUUUGUAGGUAAGGAUUCUCACUCUCUAAAUGGGUCAUGUUAAGCUUUUAAUGUGUUAUAUUUAACUUUAUGCAGCAGAAGGUUAUUCCAUGAACACUAGAAAGGGCCUCUGAUUAAAUGUUUUGAAAAAUAUUGUUAAGUAUGUUACUCAUCUUAAACAGAAUUUCACCUUUAAUCCUCAAUCAAUCCAUUUCUGGCUUUUGGUCUGUUUCACAAGAGUUUCUUCGUACAUCAGGCAUGCCAGUGGUUAAUGGGAUUAUUUGGUUGGUGUGAGAGAUUUGUGCUUUACAAGUACAGGAGGCGCGGACAGAUGACAAUGAUUCCUUUCAGAAUAAAAUCCACCAAGUAAAUAACUGCUGACAAUGCAAAUAACAUUUUAUUUUAUAUAAAAGUAAUAAUUGAUCAUUAUUACGAUAGAAUGGGCAUAGGAGCAGAAGGCUCAUGUGAUGUAUUUGUAUUUUUUAAACAAUUUUUAACUGCCCCAGUUUGCAGAUUUAGGCCUUAGAGGUAGAUUGUUACAGUAUAGUGUAUUACAUCUCGUCUAUCCCAUUCAACAAAGCAGAGUGUGAGCUGUACAGGAAGGCAGGAAUUGGCAAUGUCAGCACCUGUCUAACUAAGACCUUGCAGUGAACAGACCAAGGAAACUAUUUUGGCUGCAAUGUAACAAAAAGAAGAGGACAUUUAACAAUUUGAAUUGCAAAGUAAAUGAAUAUAAUUUCUGCUCAACCCAUUCUCUGUGGAAUCACCACCAAUUCAUUAUUUUCAUUUGGUGUUUAAUUUUCACAAGAUUUUUCACAUUUUUUCUAAAAAUAAUGAAAUAGGGAAACAUUUUUGAAGUAAAUUAAAAUAUAUAUAUACUUGUUAGUAAGUUAUUUAAACUAUUACAUUUAAUCAGUUGCAACACCUGCCAUUUUAGAAUCUACUGAAUGAUAAAUAUGGGUAAAAGCAAUUUAGGGGAAUUAAUAUUUUUGUAGCGGAAAUAAACUUGACUGACAUGUUUAUUCCAUCAAGAAAACCGAAAAUAAUUGGGACUAAACUGAACAGCGACUUGCAACUGAUAAUAUUGCUGGAACGUGGAACUAAAAUUGUGGAGUGCACACACGUAAUUUGCAAUAGUGCAUAGACAUAUUUAACCUGAUGAUAAUUUAUUGAGAAGCUCAACAAAAAUAUAAAAGCUAUAAAUAUAAUUGAUGCAGUUUAACCCUGAAGCAUCUCCUUCCAAUUCUGCCCUUAAAAUUGCCAAAAAAAAAUCGGAAGCAAGCACAGUAUUUGCUAUUUGUGGUCUGAUGGGCCACAGGGGACAGAACUCCAGUUUCCAGACCAGCGUGACUAAUGGAAACAGGAUGUUCUCGGCCAACCAGAAUAGUGAUCAGAGAGUGAAUAGAAUACUGCUCCAGCGAUGCUGCCCUUAUUGUUCUUCUCGCUCAGCAAGGAGAACCUCCGUUCGCGGUGCUAGUCAGUCCUGGGUCCUACCACGCGUUUGAAAGAAAGUCAGUGCAGCAUCGCGGUGCUGAACAUGAAUGUUGAAAGAACAAAGCAGAUAGUCUGAAUGGAGGAUGUGAAAUGACAGCUUCAGUGGCGUGACGUUCCAUAGACAAGUCACAGACAAGCCUUUGCCUCUUUGUUGCUGUUUCCAUUUAUCCAAAACUGUUGGCCUGUUGUAAUUCAAUUCACCAAGUAUAAGCAUGUAUUGUGUGCUGUUCGCUUUGACAGGAGUGUUGCUGGAGGUGGGAAGGGAAGAGGAAAGGGGGGGUGGGAACGGGGGACGGCAAGGUCGAAGGGCCUUUUUGCCUCAUUAUGUUAUCCCCCAUUUACACACUCUCAAUUCUGUCCCAGUCAUCCCCUUAUACUCACAGUGGUAAUUCAAGCCCCAAUUGAAUCAGGCUUAAACGAUGCAAAUGCCUGCAUUCAACGUAGGUUACACUUUCUGCUCAACUUAAAGUGUGCAUUUACAUUGAAUUAGAUAUUUUUGCUCAUCCGCCUAGCUCAAUUUGGGAUUGCAGUUCCCUAACAUGUGUCAUUGUUGUAGGUGUGCCUGUGUGGCUGACGCAGCCUUAAAAAUACUUUCCCAUCUAUUGAAUGUAACAUGCAACUGUGGAAUCUGUGCAAGUUCUUAUUUGUUCUGUAAAUACAGUAGUACUAAAGGCAGGAAACGCUCUUUUAAAAUGGUCCCACUGGCAGAGAUGUUCCUCUGUUACAACUUGUGCAGUGUAGUGAGUGUUUUGUUGGUAUAGUGAUUUUAAUGAGGCACUUUCUACAAAUAUAUAAAUAAAUGUUGAAAAUCCUGACAAAGGAAUGAAUUGACUGAGAGGGAUACGUGUAAAUCUAGGCAGAAGUCCAAUGUGAUUUGGGUUCCCUUCAUUGGAACGCCAUUGAAUGCUAAAGGCAGGUCAGUGGGUCACUUGGUGGUGGCCGUUUUUUAUCAGGAAACAAAUGACAGGGAUGGCAGGCCCUCAUCAGCCCCUUUUAUAUGAACUACCAUCUACAGUCUUCCCCAAACUUGACAGUUGUUAUUAGUUAAUAGGGGGACGGGUUUAAUGAGCAGUAGAACGCUUACUGAGACAGAGCAAAAAUUACUCCUGUGAGUGAUAGUUAAUGACCCAUGUUAGAAAACCCUCACGUGUGAACGCUAGUUGAAGGAAGAGUUUGGGUUCAUUUAGGAUGUCACUCAGUUGAUUGGAAGGGACUCCACAGCACUCUGGGCUUACAUAUGAUCACUUGGGUCAAGUGCAUGAGGCAAUCAGAAUUGAGCCAUACCUCAGGAUAUGUCAGCACCUUAAGGAAAGUACAAAAGGUUCAAGACUGAAUAAAUGAUAAGUAGAUUGCAUUAAUUCUGCUCUGUAAUAUCACAGUUCAAUAGUUGUAUGGAUUCUUCACCUGAAUCUUUACAAUGCUGUCAAAGUACCUCAAUUGCGUAGGAGAGAGACACAGACAGAAUUGAAGUUUAUCCCUGCUGAUUCCUGAAUAAACCCCAAACAAACAAGUUGGCACCUACCAAAAUCUCCGUUUGCAUGGUACUCUUUAAGAAACAACUUGAGUAAUUGUGAACUUCAUUGAAAUGCAAGCUAUCAGUACCAGUCAUUACAAUUUCCUGUUCAUGUUUAACUUGGCACCUUUGUGUUAACAUGAAAAGCUGUGUAGAGUUCUGUUUCUGAUUCUGUUGGAAAAGGGUUCUUGUAAGAAUAUUUAUUUGAAGGUUCUAUUUUAUAGUAUUUAUUUUAGAUUUUCUCCUGUUGUGAGAUUUCCUUGAUUGUGUAAAAUAAAAGGGGAAAUAUGUGAUGUAUGUAUGAAUCAGAAAAAAAUAUAUUGAUGAUAAAAAAAAA